ACGGUCGAAAGAGAGGCAGAAAAAGAGUGUCAGAGGACUCGUAUCCUAAGCACCGGAUGCGUAGGAUGAUAAGGAGACACAGAGAUCUCCGUGCGGGCGGACUGACCGUGACGUCCCAGCACUCGGUCCCUCGCUCUUUCACGAAGGACAGUCUCCCUUGCUUCCCACAUGUUCAAGUCCCUUUAGCCUCACCUCUCGCGGCCGAGGGAGUGUCAUGAGGCUGAGUCGGGUCAUGAAACUAUGCAAUCAGACUUGGGUUAUGAGGUGAAGUGUUAAUUACACGUUGAUAUCAAACAUACGCGCGCGCGGCGAGCAUGACCUGCAGCGUCGAUGGCACUUCCUGACCUCCCCGUCCGCGAGGCCAUGGAGGGCGACGGCGCCGUGGGUGCCAUGGGUGCCAUGGGUGCCACGGGUGCCGAGGGCGUCAUGAGCGAGGAGGAGCGCCUGGCCGAGAGCGAGCACAUGAUCAACCUGACCGUGGCCGUGCUCAUCCUCACCAUCUUCUCCUUCUUCUUCAUCAUCAUCCUCGCCAUCCUGUGCUUGAACUGGCUCGAGAGGAAGAGGAAUGGAUUCAUGGGCCAGAGUCUGCUGCUUCCAACCGGCCCCGUGCCAGGCUACAUGACAGUUUUGACAAGCGACCAUCCUCACCUACGGCUGCUUGGUCACUAUCGACUCGAACCUGUACAUCCAUCCAAACAGAAGACGCACCUCUUCACGGAGCUGCACUACGACACCCCGCAGCACCUCAUCCACUACGACACUGACACCGUGCGGGAAAAACGAAUGUCUUACUGAUUCCGACUGAGGGAUACGAGCCUGAAACUUUUUAUUUUUUAUUAUUAUUAUUAUUAUUAUUAUUUUAUAGAUAUGGAUUCACUUAUUCGAUUUCUUUUAUCAUUUUAAUUGGUUAGUUUUUUUUUUAGUUUUUGAUAUAUUUAUUCAGGCUAUUUCUUUUUAUUUGUUGUGUUUAUUGGAUCAGAAUAAACGAAACGAGUCUUCUUCAAUUAUUCACUUCAUCUCUAAUUUUUUUUUUUACUCCGGUGAAAAUGUCUAUACAUUUAUUUUUUCAUUUUCUUGAUUAUUCAUUAUAUCUUUCUUUUCCUGUUUAUUGGACAUGUAUUUAUUGUAUCUAUAUUUUUUUCUCACGUUUUUACCCGCUUCGUUUAUCUCUAACUCAGUAUGAGACUUUUAUUUGUAUCUUUAUUUAGGAUAUAUUUAUAUAGUUAAUAUGUGUCUAUGCCUUAACUUCCUGAGUAAUUAUUGUGUUUAUUUCCUUAUUCUAUUUCUCUUGUUUACUUUAUUUAUUCGGUUUAUCCAUUUAUCCAUGCCUUCACUUUCGGAGUAAUUUUAGAUAUCUUUUUAUUAUCUUUAUAUUCAUGGCUUACUCAUAGCCAUUUUUACCUGGCUCGUUUAUCUGUGCUUCACCUGUGUACACCACCGGACUGAAAUGCCCUUUGCAUGUCUUUCCUGAAGCUUUCAAGGACCGGGAUAUAAGAAAAAAGAAAAAAAAAAAAAAAAUGUCAGCUAAUAAAUCGGGUGAAACGA
Penaeus chinensis is the source of this 1545-nucleotide messenger RNA. RefSeq lists its product as uncharacterized. The coding region runs from base 331 to 795 and encodes 154 amino acids. Lineage: Eukaryota; Metazoa; Arthropoda; Malacostraca; Decapoda; Penaeidae. The transcript is spliced from 4 exons. The record is from RefSeq and is a predicted model, not a curated record.